AGCCUACAUGUCUUAUUUUGUAACGCAGCUGGUGGAUAUUUUCAUUACAUAACACGCUGUACAUUUACGCAUUAGUUUUUCUCUUCAAGAUUAUACAUUCACUUUUCUCUAGUUGAACCCAAAGGCUCUUUAUUAUCAUGUGAAAGCGCAGUUUCCAGGGUACGGCUCCGCGAGGAUACCGCUUGCCAGGCGGAGAUCAUAAAGAGACUGCCAGUUCUCUUUCAAGUGACUUCUCCAGUACAAAGCUCCCUUUAUGGCUGUGAAUUGUAGACCGCUGCCCUGGUUUAGUGCCGUGUCUAAUGCGCCCAUAGUUCACACACUGGAAUGAGUGUUGGGAGAGGGACAAAGUUUGAGACCUGUACAAGUGAGGGCUCUAAAGCGAGGGUCGUCUGAAGACUUCAUCUGCACUCUGAGCAGGGCAAAACCAUUGGACAUUUGUUAUCUCCUACUCAGCUACAUCCAGAGACUCAUUAAUGUCAAUCAAAUGGUUUACACCAGGGGUCUUCAACCUUUUUCAGACCCUUGGUGGAUUAAGAGAUGAAGCCUGGCCUGAAUGAAAAUUCUCUCAUCAUGACCCUUAUUGCCACUAUGAGAGACCUGAAAAAGAAGGACCGGCUGGUGGAAGCAGCGGGUGAUGCAUACGGCAAGACCUUGACACUGCUGCCGUUGGAUGUGUGCAGUGAUGACUCAGUCAGGCAAUGUAUUGACAGUGUAAAGGACCGCCACAUCGACGUUCUCAUUAAUAAUGCAGGUGUGGGUUUGCUGGGCCCUGUGGAGAGCAUCAGUAUGGAUGAGAUGAAGAAAGUGUUUGAGACCAACUUCUUCGGAACUGUGCGCAUGAUAAAAGAGGUCAUGCCAGACAUGAAGAAGAGGCGAGCUGGCCACAUUAUCAUCAUGAGCAGCGUAAUGGGCCUGCAGGGUGUGGUAUUCAAUGAUGUCUACACGGCCUCUAAGUUCGCCAUCGAGGGCUUCUGUGAGAGUAUGGCUGUGCAGCUGCUGAAGUUUAAUGUGAAAGAUCCAACGCAACUACCACUUCAAGGUGUGGAAAGACUGUCUAUGAUCGAACCAGGCCCAGUGCAUACAGAGUUUGAAACAAAGAUGAUGCAAGAAGUGGCUAAGAUGGAAUAUCCUGGAGCAGAUGCAGACACAGUCAGAUACUUCAAGGAUGUAUACAUUCCAUCGUCCAUUGAUAUCUUUGAGGCAUUGGGACAAACCCCUGAGGACAUCGCUAAAUGCACCAAGAAAGUGAUUGAAUCCAGCCAACCUCGAUUCCGGAAUCUGACCAACAGCCUCUACACGCCCAUUGUGGCCAUGAAAUACGCGGAUGAGACCGGAGGACUUUCAGUGCACACCUUCUACAACCUUCUCUUUAACUUUGGCUCGCUCAUGCACAUUACCAUGAGCAUCCUCAAAUGCCUGACAUGCAACUGUCUGCGCAGACGCACCAUUUCUCCUGACUGAAGAGGGCAGCAGUGAGAUGCACACACUCACACUUCCCUCAGUUUACGGCAGAAUAGGACACAACUCAAUGCAACAAACACAAUACAAUACCUCAAAGGAGUAUUCCACAUUAAAACACAUUAUAAAAAGAGGCAGAUUUGGAUUUUCAAACAAAAAAAAACCACAUACAUGUAUCAUUGUAUUAAUGCUAACACCUCUAUUCAUCAGAACAACUCAGUUACUGUCAAAGCAGAUAAUGUUUUAAAAGAGUAGGUUGGUUAAGUUAUUACUGUGAUUGUGAAUUACGCAGAAUUUUUGUCUACGAAAAAAAACAGAAAUUGCUACAUGGAAUCAAACAGUACAUUAGUACACAAAGCUAAUCGUGAAGCUUAUGAUGUUCAUAUUCAAGUGAAAAAUAAUCACAUAGCUGCCUUCAUUUGUACUAAUGACGUACAUGGAGAUGUUUUUGAUGUUUUUAUCUGUUUAAAAUCUAUUUCACUCCUUUUA
Molecule: messenger RNA, 1947 nt
Organism: Megalobrama amblycephala (Wuchang bream)
Lineage: Eukaryota; Metazoa; Chordata; Actinopteri; Cypriniformes; Xenocyprididae
Gene: rdh8a
Product: retinol dehydrogenase 8a
Exons: 7
Coding region: 538-1461 (307 amino acids)
Biological process (GO): estrogen biosynthetic process
Cellular component (GO): cytoplasm
Molecular function (GO): estradiol 17-beta-dehydrogenase [NAD(P)+] activity
Source: RefSeq, a predicted model, not a curated record